Drosophila nasuta is the source of this 1989-nucleotide messenger RNA. RefSeq lists its product as uncharacterized. The transcript has 6 exons. Lineage: Eukaryota; Metazoa; Arthropoda; Insecta; Diptera; Drosophilidae. The record is from RefSeq and is a predicted model, not a curated record. The coding region runs from base 1 to 1989 and encodes 662 amino acids.
AUGUCAACGGGCAAUCCCGAUAAGACUAAAACUAGACUAUCCAAGAAGGACUCGGCUCUUCGUGCAUCCAGCACAUCACCGAUCCCCGCACGGUCAGCUAGUGUUUCGCCCACUUCCGGCACCAAGCCUCUGAUCCUCGUGACCAAACCUCCGUCGGUUCCUUCGACCAAGGCUGCUUCCGUCCCAGUUCCUCGGCUGCCAAUUGUUACGCGUUCUCACAGCAAAAUGGCACACAAUGUGGUAGACUCGGCAUUGAAUAAGUUCAUCGCCGCGACUGACCGUGUCAGUCACUUUGCGUCGCGACUUAACAAUGCUUAUACUGACAGCGCGUCCCUGUACACGUGCCAGGUCCGGAGGGACCAGAUGCGUGCCUUGUGGGACAAGGUCGAGAAGGAGUACGAGGCUUGCUCCUGCGUCAUGUCGGAUGAAAUGACGACAGACGAGUUGCCUACCAUUCAGGCAAAAUAUGAUUACUGCUAUAUUCCCUAUGAGCAGUGGUCCGCUCAGCUAAGUGAGCAAAUAGCUGAUGCCUCCCAGGCCAUCACUCCCCGUACACCCGUACAACCCCAAGCCGUGCCGUUCGUGUCCACAGGGUGUCGCCUACCUCCGUGCGACACCGAAGUUUUCGGAGGCGAUUACACUCGCUGGCCCACCUUCCGAGACUUAUUCACGGCUAUCUACAUCCGAAAUCCUAGACUUCAGCUGCGUAUCCUUUUCAAUUUGCCCGCCAUUGGGCAAGAGUCGGGUGCAGCCAUUCAAGAGUUGCAGAGCACCAUCCAAGGGUGCUUGACGGCCUUAGAGCACUCAAAGAUCAACACGGAGAAUUGGGAUUGCAUCCUGGUUUUCCUGUGUUCUUCGAGGCUCCCCAAAUUGACCCUUUCUCUUUGGGAACAGUCCAUACAGAAUAAGAGCGACGUUCCAACGUGGGCUGACAUGAACGCUUUCCUUCUAGAGCGGUAUCGCACCCUAGAAGCGAUAGCGGAAGUGUCAGCCAGCACGAGCGCUCCGACGGUUCCACGGGCCUCACGAAAGGAGGCCCCGUCGCCAAGCAGCUCGGGCUCUGAUCGACUCGGAUCAGAAGCCACCUUCCUCUCAGAGAAGUUGUUCAAGCGCUUGAGGAUGCCGUAUACAUCCGUGCAAGCCCGCGUUUCUGGGCUGACGCAAGCUGUGGCAGCCCAGCCCCGAAAGUUUUGCCAAUUCUUAAUUGGCUCCCGGUCAGACCCGAUUUGCAGAUCGAGGCGUCGGCCAUCCAGCUGGCAGACCCCAAAUUCCAUGAAUAAGAGCGACGUUCCAACGUGGGCUGACAUGAACGCUUUCCUUCUAGAGCGGUAUCGCACCCUAGAAGCGAUAGCGGAAGUGUCAGCCAGCACGAGCGCUCCGACGGUUCCACGGGCCUCACGCAAGGAGGCCCCGUCAUCAAGCAGCUCGGGCUCUGAUCGACUCGGAUCAGAAGCCACCUUCCUCUCAGAGAAGUUGUUCAAGCGCUUGAGGAUGCCGUAUACAUCCGUGCAAGCCCGCGUUUCUGGGCUGACGCAAGCUGUGGCAGCCCAGCCCCGAAAGUUUUGCCAAUUCUUAAUUGGCUCCCCAGUCAGACCCGAUUUGCAGAUCGAGGCGUCGGCGUACGUCCUCCCCCAGUUAGCGGGGAAUCUGCCUUCAUGUUCCGUCCCACAAACACUCCUCGAAAAUCUGCCCAGCAUCCAGCUGGCAGACCCCAAAUUCCAUGAGAGUUCGCAGAUUGAUGUGCUACUAGGCGCUGACAUCCUCCCGUCCAUUCUGCUCGGCGGCUCUCACCCUAACAUUUGUGGAACCCUCCUCGGUCAAGAGACCAUUUUCGGUUGGAUCCUGACUGGCCCUGUGUCGGGAUCCAUUUCAAGAUCCAUUUCGUCCUUUUCGGCUCGACUGUCCGUCGAGCGAACUCUACCACUGGAGGAACUCCUCUCCAAAUUUUGGGAGGUGGAGGACCUGCCGGCUAGCCCAGCAAAAAUCUGA